AUGUGGACAGUGCAUGUGUCUUCCACAAUGCAUCAACAAGAUUCGCUGAUGGAUACAGAUUUGGUCUCGGUGCGUCAUCCUAUCAUCAUUUCCACGAGAGCUGAGGUGGGUAUCAGUACAGGAAGAAUCCAUGCACGUGGGCCAGUUGGUGUGGAAGGCUUACUGACAACAAAAUGGAUACUUGAUGGUAAUGGGCAUGCAGUGUCGCAGUUUAGGCAGGAUGGACAAUAUCAAUAUGUACAUGAGGCGCUUCCAAUUUCUGACGAAGCCUUUUUCUCGUGA
Gongylonema pulchrum is the source of this 282-nucleotide messenger RNA. The record is from the annotation of a GenBank genome assembly. Lineage: Eukaryota; Metazoa; Nematoda; Chromadorea; Rhabditida; Gongylonematidae.